Teleopsis dalmanni is the source of this 3747-nucleotide messenger RNA. RefSeq lists its product as uncharacterized. Gene Ontology annotation, molecular function: nucleic acid binding. Bases 1 to 3747 code for a protein of 1248 amino acids. NCBI's taxonomy places the organism in Eukaryota, Metazoa, Arthropoda, Insecta, Diptera, Diopsidae. The transcript is spliced from 3 exons. The record is from RefSeq and is a predicted model, not a curated record. Gene Ontology annotation, biological process: DNA integration.
AUGGUUUGUUCAGAUCUAUGUAAAGUUUGUAAUACAGAUAAACAUCCGAUCUACUAUUGCAAAAAGUUCAUUGAAAUGACUCCUCCUGAACGAUUAAAUUGGAUUCAACGACAAAAACUAUGUGUGAAUUGUUUCAAAUCCGAUCAUAAAGCAAAGGUUUGUGAAGCUGGAUCAUGUAAAAAAUGUGCCAAGAAGCAUAACACUUUGCUCCAUUUAGAGCAACAGUCACCUAAACCUUCAAGGGCACCAACAACAAACACAAAGUCAACCACAACAUUGAUCAACGCUAAUGAAUCGCCAUCCAUAACAGCAACAACUAAUGCAAAGUGUACUCGUAAUUACGUUCUGCUAGCCACUGCAAAGGUGCGCAUUAUUGCAAACAAUGGACGAACGUGUGAUGUUCGUGCCAUACUCGACUCAGGGUCUCAAGUGAACCUAGUAACCCAAAGAGUAAUCAACAAGUUAUCUUUAAUUACCACAAAUUCAAAUCUAUCGAUCGAAGGUAUUGGCCGUCAAUUCGGGAACUCAAAAUCUCGCGUAAAUGUUGAACUGCAGGCUACUAAUGGAAGCUUCAGGACGAGACUAGAGGCAUUUGUACUGCCACAAAUAAUAUCACCACAACCGUCACGAGACCUAGAUAUCUCGGAUUGGCAGAUCCCACAGAAUGUAGAAUUAGCAGACCCCAGCUUUAACAGAUCUGGACGAAUUGACAUACUGAUUGAACAAUUGAUAAUAGGAAAGAAUUCGCCACUGUUACAAAAUUCGGUUCUAGGUUGGUUGGUGGUUGGUAAGACUAAAACUACAACAGAUAUUAAACCAACAUGCGCUAUUACUACAGGAGAAGUUGGUGAAAUGUCAGAAAUGAUAGAACGAUUUUGGAAGUUAGAUAACAUUGAGACUGCAGAAAGGGUUUUGACUUUAUCUGAGAAAUGGUGUGAAAAUCACUUUACAAAUCAUGUAAAGACAAAUCACGAUGGUCGUUUCAUUGUACGCUUACCUUUCCGCGAAGAUCCCACAACACUUGGUAGAUCGCGUGAGAUAGCAUUCAAUCGAUUUUGUUCUCUGGAAAGGAAGUUACAAAGGGACCCAAAUUUAUACAAGGAGUACAUAAAGUUCAUGGAUGACUAUGAGUCAUUAGGUCACAUGGAAAAAGUUUGCCCGAAAGAUGUCAAAGGAGCACAAUAUUUCAUUCCUCAUCAUUGUGUCUUGAAACCUGACAGCACUACAACCAAAUUGAGAGUUGUCUUUUAUGCAUCAGCAAAAACAUCAAGCGGUUUAGCACUAAACGAUAUUUUGCACAAAGGUCCAACAGUGCAAAGUGAUCUUUUUUCAAUACUGUUGCGUUUUAGAAUACACCGGUUUGUAUUUACGGCCGAUAUUGAGAAAAUGUACCGGCAAAUUCAAGUACAUGAUGAAGAUACAGCACAGCAGCUGAUAAUCUGGAGAAAAAGUGCUGAUGAUAGUAUACAAUAUUACCGACUGAAAACGGUUACAUAUGGAACAAAGUCAGCCCCUUAUCUUGCAACAAAAUGUCUUCAACACCUUGCAAAACAUAAUAUGACCAACUAUCCGCUUGGAGCACCUGCAUUACUUAAUGAUUUUUAUGUAGAUGACUGUUUAAGCGGAACUAACAGCAUCAUUACCGCCUUACACACUCAACAACAACUUACGGAACUGCUCAGUAAAUCAGGAUUUAAGCUGAGAAAAUGGUGCUCAAAUAAUACACGACUCCUACAAAACAUUCCGAUAGAAGACCAAGAAAUCAACCUUGAUUUAGAUGACUCAGCCAUAAAGCCAACAAAAACAUUAGGCAUUAUUUGGCUCCCGAAAUCAGACGAAUUUUGCGGUAAGGCAGAGAUGUCAUCAGAGCAACCUAUCACGAAGCGGAUUGUGGCAUCGGACUUAGCUCGAAUUUUUGAUCCUUUGGGAAUUUUUGGCCCCAUUACUGUAACAGCUAAAAUGUUCAUGCAGGAAUUGUGGCAACAAAACUAUUUCUGGGAUGCGGAACUGUUACCUCAGGCUCAGCUAGAAUGGAAGCGUUUUAGAAAUGACUUACAAACAUUAAAUACUGUGAAAGUACCCAGACAUAUUUUUAAUUCGACGGUUCCCUGUUCGAUUCAAUUACACGUGUUUACGGAUGCAUCAGAGAAGGCAUAUGGAGCAGCUAUGUACGUGCGAGCAAUAUAUAAUGAUAAGACAAUAACAUCGAGACUAUUGUGCGCCAAAUCUAGAAUAGCACCAUUAAAGAAACAGACACUUCCACGACUAGAACUCUGCGCAGCAUUGCUGGGAGUCGAUUUAGCAGAAAGAGUUAAACAAGAUUUAAAGUAUCAAAACGUGCCAACCUACUUUUGGUCCGAUUCUAAAAUUGUUUUGUCAUGGAUAAUAUCUUCAUCUGCCUCAUUGCACACAUUCGUAGCAAAUCGUAUUAGCAAAAUUCAAGAGAUGUCACAUGCUGAUCAAUGGCAUCAUGUGGCAUCAAAGGAUAAUCCUGCUGACAUCAUUUCCAGAGGAAUAAAGCCAAACCCAAAGGCAUUUAACAUCUCAACUGAUAUCGAAAGACGACAAGGACAUACAGUUAACAUUAUCAUUCAAACGACUGGUUCUGAUCACAUGAUAAAUCAAAUUGAUCAUCGAAACUCAUUCAGAUACCUCCAAAGAACAAUUGCUUAUGUUCGCCGUGUAUUUCAUCGCACACAAUCACCAACAAGAACACUUUCUCCAAAGGAAUUACGAGAUGCAUUAGUCUUCAUAAUUAAAACUAUUCAGGGCUCAGAAUUUGCAAAGGAAAUCUCUGAUUUAAAACAAUGUAAAGCAGUCAACAGUUCGAGUCAACUAAAUACUUUAGCACCGUUCAUUGACGAACAAGGUGUACUUCGUGUUGGAGGAAGGCUUGAAGCAUCAACAUUGCCAUAUGAUGCUAAACACCCAAUGGUAAUUCCUUACAAUCACUCAAUAGUGAAAUUGAUGUUCAAAAUGAAACAUGAAGAAAAUUCCCAUUGUGCUCCACAAUUAUUGCUAAGCAUAAUGAGACAAAACUUCUGGUCGAUUAAAGGAAAGAUUAUGGCGCGAAACAUUGUUCACAGCUGUGUCAUCUGUUCAAAGGCAAAACCAAAACUGAUGGACCAACUCAUGGGCAACUUAUCGACUGAUCGAGUUACUCUAACUAAACCAUUUUUUACCACAGGAGUUGAUUACUGUGGUCCGAUAUGGAUUCAUUAUAAAAUUAGAGGAAAAAGGCCAACAAAGGCAUAUUUAGCAGUAUUUUGCUGUUUCGCGACUAAGGCUGUUCACCUAGAAAUAGUGAGUGACCUGACAACAGAGGCAUUCAUAGCCGCUAUUCAACGUUUUAUCAGCAGAAGAGGAAGAUGCCAAACAAUUUAUAGUGACAAUGCGACUAACUUUGUUGGGGCGAGAAACCAACUACAAGAGCUCCAGUCUACCAUUUAUUCAGAAAAUGGAAAAGAAAAGAUCAUUAAGACCAGUAGUAACAAGGGAAUUGACUUCAAAUUCAUUCCACCAAGAGCUCCUCAUUUUGGAGGACUCUGGGAAGCUGCCGUCAAGUCAGCUAAACAUUUAAUGAUUAAAGGAAUUUUCAACGCUUCAUUGACUUAUGAAGAAUUGGCAACAGUCAUAACUGAAAUAGAAGCCAUGUUAAAUUCAAGGCCAAUAACAAAAAUGUCAUCCGAUCCAAAUGACAGCGCUUACACCAGGACACUUUCUCAUAGGCGAACCACCUACCACUAA